This is a messenger RNA of Henningerozyma blattae CBS 6284, 1173 nucleotides long. It is a transcript of the gene HAT1, whose product is annotated as histone acetyltransferase catalytic subunit HAT1. Gene Ontology annotation, biological process: subtelomeric heterochromatin formation. Gene Ontology annotation, molecular function: histone H4 acetyltransferase activity; histone binding. Gene Ontology annotation, cellular component: nucleus. Bases 1 to 1173 code for a protein of 390 amino acids. Lineage: Eukaryota; Fungi; Ascomycota; Saccharomycetes; Saccharomycetales; Saccharomycetaceae. The transcript has a single exon. The record is from RefSeq and is a predicted model, not a curated record.
AUGACAUUAUCUGAUUUUAAGCCAGAAACCUGGACAACUUCAUCUAUUGAAGCCUUGAAGAUAUCAUUAGUUGGAGAAAAUGCUAUCCAAUUCCCACCUAAUUUUACUCAUGCUAUCUUUGGUGAAACAGAACAAAUAUUUGGUUAUAAAGAUUUAAUUAUUCAUUUAGUAUUUGAUUCUGUCACCUUUAAGCCUUUCUUCAACAUUAAAUAUUCCAAAAAAUUGGAUAAUGAUGAAAUUGAUGAUAUUAAAGCAAAAUUAUUAAAUUAUUUACCAAAGGAAGAUGUUGUCUUUAAAGAUGAAGAAAAAUGGAUAGAUCAAUUUGAACAUGAACAGAAAACUUUUGAAUUACCUGAUGAUAGUUUUAAGAUCAAUGAAUAUUCUGCAGAUGAUGGUGAUUUUAUAAUUUUCAAACAAAACGUCAAUGUCCCAUUCUGUGAAAAAUUACAUAGAAGAAUUCAAAUCUUAUCCUUAUUUUUUAUUGAUGGUGCAUCAUAUAUAGACGCAAAUGAUUCAAAUUGGGAAAUAUUUUGGUUAUUUGAUAAAAAUUCGAAAAAAUGUAUUGGAUUCUCUACAACAUAUAAAUAUUGGACAUAUAUUAACGCUGAAGAAUUUAAUAAAGAAAAUAAUUUAAAAUACAGAGCUAAAAUUUCUCAAUUUUUAAUCCUACCUCCAUAUCAGAAUAAAGGUCAUGGUACCAAGUUUUAUGAAUCCAUCGUAGAUUUCUGGAUGAAAGAAUCAUCCAUUAUUGAAAUAACUGUUGAAGAUCCAAAUGAAAGUUUUGAUGAUCUAAGAGAUCGUUGUGACUUAAAUCGGUUAUAUGAAAAGGGAUUUUUCCAAGAAGUCACUUCAGUGAAAGAAUUCGAUGAAAAAUGGUACUCGAAUAAUAAAUCAAAAUUUAAAUUAGAAACUAGACAAUUUAAACGAUUAGUGGAAAUGAUUCUGCUUUAUAAAGAAUCCUCACUCUUCCCGCAACAAGUGAAAAUAAGAUUAUAUCAGAAGAAUUGUGACGCCUUAAAAGCAAUGGAAGAAGAAGAUCAAAUAGAGGCUUUAGACAAACAAUUUAAUCUCUUGAAAGAGGAUUACACACGCAUUUUAAUGCAAUGUAAAUUUUUGAAAAGAAAAAUCAAAUUGGAAGAUUCCACUCCAUCUUUAAAGAAAAAGAGAGUUUGA